AUGUUCAUUACCUAUUUGCAGCGUCUUAAAAAGUUUCGGGAUAUAAUAGAAGCCAUAGAACCACGAUUGGCUAUAGAGUGGCACAAGGUGGUCCUGCUAAUGGAGCCUCGGCCUGGUGUUCAAGUGUUGCUCCUGCAUGCGGGAUCGCCUACCGCUUUUCGAGGAGUCGUCAAAAUAGAACAAAGGAAGGAAGUGCGUCCGAAUCCCGAACCCCUAAUAAAGUUCGCAGACAUUCGGCUAAAAAUUAAAGGGCGAUACAUGGGUAUGAUGUGCUGUGAAGAUUUCACUGCGUUUGCCUUGGCCCGUCUCGACGAAAUUCCAGCGACUGAAGAGGAAUGUGUCGCCGCUGCAGCUUCUUUGGGUUUAGAAGGACCUGGUGGGAGAUCACACUUCUAUCUAGAUAAGUUACGUUCUGAACUAUAA
This is a messenger RNA of Leptosia nina, 423 nucleotides long. Lineage: Eukaryota; Metazoa; Arthropoda; Insecta; Lepidoptera; Pieridae. The record is from the annotation of a GenBank genome assembly.